Molecule: messenger RNA, 615 nt
Organism: Iphiclides podalirius (scarce swallowtail)
Lineage: Eukaryota; Metazoa; Arthropoda; Insecta; Lepidoptera; Papilionidae
Source: the annotation of a GenBank genome assembly
AUGUCAAGCAACGUCUGCUUGGCAGUGGUCGAGGCAAGGACGCAGAAGGCUGGUAAGCGGUCGUACUUACCGGCGGCUUUCGCCAGCCACCACCAGCAGCAGCAGGCGGCUACGAGCGCCCGAGCGCCGGCCAUCUCAGCGGCAGCGCAUCACACGCGCGCUUUCGCCGGCCGCCCCGGCGGACUGAACACUGUAUGCGCCGCCCCACACGAUCGAUACAGAAAUGUAAUUGUACCCUGUGCAAUAGCUGCGGUCCACAAAGCACUUGGUGGUGAACCAUUAAAUGGCAUCAAAAGGUUAAGAGAACUAAAGCAUAUGAACAAUAAGACCAGAUUAUUUACACUAUAUGGAGUAACAGAAAUGUCUUGUUGGGCAUGUGUGGCUGAGUUAGAUUUAAACAAAAUUGCCACUGACCGUGAAGUACCAUUGGGUAGCUGUCUCUCAGAAACUGAAAUAAAUAUUGAUACAGGGAAAUCAACUGAUCACACUGGCAAAAUAAUACUAGUGAGCAAUACAAGAAAAUGUUACAUUUUAAACAAAUCUGGUACAAAUGGAGAAGAAUGUGCUUUGAAGUUUGUUGACACUGGAGAUAUUGGAGAGAAGAACUUGCAAUGU